GAUACCGAAACUACUAAUGCAUAUGUACAGUGUAUAUACAGUACUUCCUAUUACAAACAUUGAAUUCACAAAUCGGAGAUUUCAAUUAGGUAACAUAUGAACUAUUAUCAUAGGUGACGAACACAAAUGGAUCUUCAAUUUAAGAUAUGACUUGACACUAAGAGAUUAGAAACUGCCCAACAUACAAAUACAGAGAUGACGUUGUCGGGACCAAGGGGCCUCAGUAAACUGCUGGUUGGAGUGAUUCUUGUAACACUGGGGCUCAUAGUAGGGCUAUAUUCGCCAUAUCAUCUUAAUGACCAACCAAUCAAAAACAUCGAUACAGUUCGUCGGAUUCAACGGCUGAAUGAUCAACCAAUCGAAAACGUUGACACAGUUUUAAGGGCUAAACUUCCAAAUGAACAACCAAUUGAAAAGCCCUCAACUGAUGUUCAGAUGGAGUCCGACCAAUCAAAAUCCUCCUCUGUAAAUCUCACAACAGAUGUUCGGAUGAAGUCCGACCAAUCGAAUCCCUCUCCUGUAACAUGUGAGUCUAGACUUGGCAAGCGAGAUUGUCUUAAUUCCAAGAGUUGUGGUUUUUGCAUUAACAAUGACACCAGUUCAUGUGCGACAGGAACUAAAGAUGGAGCGAAGUAUAACCAAUGCAAAACAUGGUGUUACAAGUCCGGGAAUGGAAAAUGCCGCUUAUAUAAAAAGCUUAUUGUGUUUGGGAAUGGGCCAUCUUUGAAGGGAUUCGAUUUCUUAAAGACUAGAGGAGUAGACACCUUGGGGAUGAAUUUAGCGUUUAGGUAUUGGAAACAGAUUGACUGGUGGCCGACAUAUUACGCAUCGUUUGAUAAAAUAGUCAAUGUAGACCACAUCCCCGAGCUUACGGAAAUGGUCGAAAACGCGGAUGAACGCGGCAUGAAAUUAUUUUUCACUCGAGAAAAUAUUGGGAAAAGAGAACCUAAACUGGGAUCCAAUCCUAAAAUCAAGUUCAUUGAAACUAUUAAACAUGAUAAAGAACACCAGAAUAUGGUCACAUUGACUCGUAAAAUAUCCACCGGUUCUUUAUCCGCAAGAUUAGGCCAGUACCUUGGCUAUGAGAAGAUUUUAUUACUCGGUAUAGACAUGAACUACGUUGAGCAUGUAAACGGAUCUACAUCACGAAAAGGUGGCGGAUUAAUUAUGGAGGAAACCCCCAAGGAAAAUCCGAACUACUUUUUCGCUAACUACCAAAGGAAAGGUGAUGUGUACAAUAUUCCGAAGAAUGAGGCGGUUCAUAUUACUGCGUUUAAUGAAAUCUUAGAGGACGUCAAAAAUCAUCCAGAGUUCAACGUGGAAUAUUUCAAUGGAAGUCCAGUGUCAAGACUAAAUAAAAUGGGAUACAAAUACAAGACAUUCGAAGACUUUAUGAAACUUUAAUACAGAGUUCUCCGUCGCACUUAUGAAAUUGUUAUUUUUUAGUUUUUUGCCUUGUGUUAAACCAAUAAAAUAUACAUAAACAGUGUAUGCAGUG
Messenger RNA from Owenia fusiformis, 1498 nucleotides. The record is from the annotation of a GenBank genome assembly. NCBI's taxonomy places the organism in Eukaryota, Metazoa, Annelida, Polychaeta, Sabellida, Oweniidae.